Molecule: messenger RNA, 3437 nt
Organism: Choloepus didactylus (southern two-toed sloth)
Lineage: Eukaryota; Metazoa; Chordata; Mammalia; Pilosa; Megalonychidae
Gene: USP3
Product: ubiquitin specific peptidase 3
Exons: 16
Coding region: 1191-2819 (542 amino acids)
Biological process (GO): protein deubiquitination
Cellular component (GO): cytoplasm
Molecular function (GO): cysteine-type deubiquitinase activity; zinc ion binding
Source: RefSeq, a predicted model, not a curated record
GCAAUAAAUGGCUUCAAAGUUCCCUGUUAUACUUCAUUCUUUAUAGCUUCCUAGCCUUCACAUGUUUUCCGGUGUGAAUGUAUAAGCUCUCUGAGAGUACUGUCAUUUAAAUAGCCAAGAUCCACUGUCAGAUCACACAUUAUGAGUUAACUUUCUUUAAAAAAAAAACAACAACAACAGUUUUAUUGGCAUAUAAUUAAGAUACAAUACAAUCCACUCAUUUAAAUUGUACAUUUCAGUGGUCCCUCAGGCAAUAUGUCACUUUACUCCUGGGUCUGCCACUUGCAUACUGGAGAGGCUUAGCUUCUUUGCUUCACUUUUCUGUGUGAACAGGGGUGAUGACAGUAGUACCUUUAGGCUUUUGUGAAGAUUAAAUGAGAUAGUAUCAAGUAUUUGGAAAAGUACCUGGCACCUAGUAAAGGCCCUGUUAGCUAUUUUAUCUGCUACUCUGGGCCACAGGUUUUCAACUCCUGCUAUAGACACUGCUCAGCAUUUUUUUCUCUUCCUUUCCCCUCCCCUCCCCUCUCUUCCCAUCAUAUAUGUGAUCAUUCUUCGAGACCAUAUAUAUAGACUUAGCCCAUUUUUAAAAAUUGAGGUAUAACAUACAUACCGAAGAGUGCAAAUCUUGAGGAGCAUAAUAGUCUUUCAUGUUAGAAACCAGUCUCUUAUUUUUAUUAGUUCAUUUUCUUCAGCAGAUGUUUGAGUAUGUGCUUGUCACUGGUCUAAGUACUGACAUACAAGAAUGAAUAAGUUGUGAUUAGACAGAUUCACUGUCCAAUUCACAAACAUUUGUUGAAUGUCUUUUAGUAUUGUUACUGGGUUUGGUGGUAUAAACAUGUUGAUGCCAUUUGCUUUCAGGGAGAUGUUUCAGGGAACAAAUUCAUCUUCACUUCCUCUAACUUCUAAGAUUUUGAAUCUACUAUGUUUAUUUCUUAGGUGGUUUGGACUUUUCUUUUUUUCCUGGCAAAGAUGAUUAUGAUAUGGGAAUAAGCAAAACAAAGCAAACUGUGUGAAAAAUUUAUAGGUCUUUUUAUUUUUUUCCCCUCCCCGUCUGUCUUUUAAGUUUUUCUCCAUAAAUUUAGCUUCAAGUUUUGCAACCUGUCUUUGAUGAGAGCUCGGGAAGGGACCAAAACUCUGAAACAGUGUCUGAGAAUGAGAGGGAAGGAAAUUGCCCAAGAUUUCAGAAAAAUAUGAAUAUUAAGACUAAAGCUCCAGAAGAUUUCAGAAGAUACGAAUUUUGCACCAAUGUGUGCCGGUCCAACAAAAGCCCCUGGGUCUGUUUGACUUGUUCAAGUGUUCACUGUGGAAGCUUCAACAGUUAUCAACACAUGGCCAGUCUUGGUUCAUCUGUUACCUCUCACCCCCAAACCCUAUCCUUUUUGGCUUAUUUUGAAGCACAUCCCAGGUAUGUGAAUGGCCAUGCAAAAAAACAUUAUGAAGAUGCACAAAUACCCUUAAUCAACCAUAAGAAACCAGAAAAGCAAGAUAAAGCUCAGCACACAGUCUGUAUGGAUUGCAGCAGCUACAGUACAUACUGUUAUCGAUGUGAUGAUUUUGUGGUUAAUGACACCAAGCUGGGGCUGGUACAGAAAGUCAGAGAACACUUACAGAACUUGGAAAACUCAGCUUUCACAGCUGACAGGCAUAAGAAAAGGAAACUUUUGGAAAAUUCAUCACUAAACAGCAAGUUAGUAAAAGUAAAUGGAAGCACCGCUGCCAUUUGCGCCACAGGCCUCCGGAAUUUGGGGAAUACGUGUUUCAUGAAUGCCAUCCUUCAGUCGCUCAGUAACAUUGAACAGUUUGCUGUUAUUUCAAAGAACUCGCCUGCUGUGGAGUUAAGAAGAAAUGGGAAAACAGCGGGAAGGCGAACUUACCAUACCAGGAGCCAAGGGGAUAACAAUGUGUCUUUGGUGGAAGAAUUUAGAAAGACACUCUGUGCUUUAUGGCAAGGCAGCCAGACUGCAUUUAGCCCGGAAUCCUUAUUUUAUGUUGUUUGGAAGAUUAUGCCGAAUUUUAGGGGCUACCAACAGCAGGAUGCCCAUGAAUUCAUGCGCUACCUUUUGGACCACCUACACCUGGAACUCCAGGGCGGUUUCAAUGGUGUUUCUCGCUCAGCAAUUCUGCAGGAGAAUUCUACUCUGUCUGCAAGUAACAAAUGUUGCAUAAAUGGAGCAUCUACUGUUGUCACGACUAUAUUUGGAGGAAUUCUCCAAAAUGAGGUUAACUGCCUCAUAUGUGGGACGGAAUCUAGAAAGUUUGAUCCAUUCCUAGACCUUUCAUUAGAUAUUCCAAGUCAGUUCAGAAAUAAGCGCUCUAAGAACCAAGAAAAUGGACCAGUUUGUUCACUACAAGACUGUCUUCGCAGUUUUACAGACUUAGAAGAACUUGAUGAGACAGAGUUAUAUAUGUGCCACAAAUGCAAAAAGAAACAGAAGUCCACUAAAAAGUUUUGGAUUCAAAAACUACCCAAGGUGCUAUGCUUACAUUUGAAAAGAUUUCACUGGACAGCAUAUUUAAGAAACAAAGUUGACACAUACAUAGAAUUUCCUUUGAGAGGCCUAGACAUGAAAUGCUACUUAUUAGAGCCUGAGAACAGUGGCCCAGAGAACUGCCUCUACGACCUGGCUGCUGUGGUAGUACACCAUGGUUCUGGGGUCGGUUCUGGACAUUACACGGCAUAUGCAACUCACGAAGGUCGCUGGUUCCACUUCAAUGACAGUACUGUAACACUGACUGAUGAAGACACCGUUGUGAAGGCAAAGGCCUACAUCCUUUUCUACGUGGAACGCCAGGCCAAAGCUGGAUCUGAUAAACUCUAAUACCUCCUCUAAAUCAUUACUCAUCAACUGUACCGGACAAACAUUUCCAAUUUUCCAUAAAUACUUGAUCCAAGAUUUAAUUUCAUUAUGCACUUUUCAGUUUCCUAUUUUGAGUUGUUUUAUUUUUGUCAGUGGUAGGGACUUUUUGAACAUGGGCACCAACUAGUUUUUGUUUGUUUUUUUAGUUCUACCUAAAAACCUCAGCAGACAUUUUCUUUGCUGCUUUAGUUGUAAUAAUUCAAUUUUUAUAUGUAGUUUCCAGAACUUAGUUCUAUUUGAUUUUUUAUAUUAAUGUUUUCAUUUCCCACUUGGAGGCACAUUUACAUCAAUGCUUUUGUUACUUUCACACGCCAAAAGCAAGAUACGUUCCUGAUUAUGAAGAGCAACAUAUGUAACUGCCUGUUGCCUUUUCACAGCUGUAAUGGAGACUUGUGUGCACAUGAUCUGUGGCCCUACGAGAUGGCGCAGUGACUGCUCAGUAAUCAUUCUUUUUGCCUGUAAAAGAUAACUAAGAGGGCAUCAUUAAGUAGAACUGGUAAUUGUUGCUCCUGGUAUCUCCUAAGGCUGCUGGCUGCUUUCAGCACUAACUAAAUAAAUUUAUUGGUUCAUUUGCCUGGG